Molecule: messenger RNA, 7377 nt
Organism: Varroa destructor (honeybee mite)
Lineage: Eukaryota; Metazoa; Arthropoda; Arachnida; Mesostigmata; Varroidae
Cellular component (GO): plasma membrane
Source: RefSeq, a predicted model, not a curated record
GCGUAGACGUUUAGGCAGGGUAGUCUGUUGAAGCGUUAACGCAGAUUGUGCCGAUGAGUUCGUUACUUGAGUGGACGAAACAGCUAAUGAGCGAUACUGUCUGGCUAACGAAAUAACGUGUGGCAACAUAUGAUGACAUAUACGAAAUAACAACAAAAACAAAGUGUCACCGAUGCGUCUAUGGGAUUGAGACGGUGGCAUUAAAAGCGUACUGAAGUAUGUUUUCAUUGGGUCCUAAUAAUAUAAACUCUGCAGUACAAGGACAGAAAAGUGCUUAGAGCGAGGCCGAGUGUGCACCUGUCGUAUAACAACUAAACAUUUAAAGGUACGCCUGUACAUAGUUGUACCUAUAUUCUUCGAUCCUUCUUCGUUCAUUUUAGAGUCAUCUGGAUGACCAGGUCGGAUUGUCGUCGACGACGUCAACGGAACGUUCGUGGCGCGUGUUACUGUAUGUGACAUAAGCGGCAAAAGCGUCGAAAAUACACUCGUAAGCAUGGGCGCAGUUUUUCCCGCCAGAGGAAGAAUUGUGCGAUGAUGCACACGAAGGACAAAGUUCAACGCGAUUUGCUGAUUUGAGCCGCGCAUGGAAUCAUUCCACAAUAGCAGCAGCAGCAGAAGAAGAAGAAGAAGAAGAAGAAGAAGAAGCGGCAGCAACAGCAGCAGCAGCAGCACCAGCAGCAGCUGGGCUCUAACUGGAUUUUGCAACUGGGGCGUAACGCGACUACGUCUCUUGAGUACUCUGCAGUUAAAACAAGAGUCUCUUUGCAAUGAUAUCAGCAUCAUGUGCGACAAAGAAGGUCUAAGUUUUUGCCACCAAGAAUACCAACCUAUAGUAUUACACGUUCAUUGAUUCCACAAGUGAUUCUAAAGCGAAGUGCUUGCCAUAGCGGCCAUAACAGGUUGUUCGCUCGAAGGUCGGUCGGUCGGUCGGUAUUCGGUGCAUGGUAGUAUCCAGACAGACUGUGACCCAGCCUCUGAAUGAGUGUUUGUUGUGAAUCAGUUUGUAUAUUUCGUUUGCUGUAGAUCCCUCCGCACCUAUAGGUAGUGUAGUAAGGUAAUGGUCUGGCAUUAUGAGUUCUUCCGUACCACGUUCGUCUCCUUUUCCGAGCCGACUUCCGGUCGCAUCAAUCAACUGUGUAUUAAAUAAAAUGAACAGUGACCCUCGUAGAACUGUGCGUGAUAGUCGAGAAAACGGAAACAAGUGAUAACGGCGUGAUACGAAAGUGGACAAGUAACGACGACUGCGUGUUGUGCUUUUUUCAGUCCGGUGCGAGCAAUCAAAAACAACGUGGGAAUAGCUGUAUAACUUCGUUGGUUAUUUGCCUACUGGCUUACCUAGGUAGUUUAUUGCUCCGAGCAAGUUCAAGUGUCCCAAGCGAAAAAGCCGCGUGAAAAUACCGAAGAGGAAGUGCCGUAGCAGGUUUCCGUCUGGCCAACCCGAUAACUUCAAAGGGAUACCCUACUGAAUGCCGACGCUAUGAACCCACUGCAAGUGGAGUUGUUGUUGAUACUGCUGGUUGUCGGACUAGCGGUAGUGCCCUGGACUGGGCAGGUAGUUCACUGUCGUGAACCCGACUGGGCGCAGGAUAUCGACACACGGAACGAUGACGACGUUUCAUCGGAAAAGUGCUCCAGGACGGUGGAUAUUUACCAAAGCGUCGAGCUGCCACCUGUGACCGACCGCAAUUUUGGCAAGCCGUUGCAUUGCGUCUACCGGAUUCGAGUUCGACCGGCUCGUGAAGACUGGGUAGUAUUUGUUCGUUUCACACGCAUGAGGGCGGGAGUACCUCAGGAAGAUCGGCAGGCCUGUGAUGGAGGUUAUAUACAAAUCGUCGAUGGAUAUACCCGAGAAACAAAUAUCUCCAACCGGGAAAAUCCGGGCUUUUAUUGCGGCGAAAUCGAUUCACCGAAAACGUUCAUUUCUGAGACUCCAUACGUAAAGGUGGUAUUCCACGCUGAUGAGUAUGGUCCUGACACUUACAUGCAGUUCGAGGCGACAGUAAAACAGCAACAGGAAGUCGCCUCUAGAUAUGGUCAGUACUCGAAUCUCUAUCCUCAUCGACGAGGUCAGCCCGUCCAAAACACAUAUUGCCAUCGGUUGUUCAAGGACUGCGCGCCAGGCCGGUGUUUUGUGCAGAGUCCAGCCUAUCCAGGCAUCUAUCCGCGAGGAUUAUCGUGCAAGUUCCGCAUAAACAUGCGUCAAAGCCUCGUCGGCCUCGAUUUGACAUUUUUCGAUGUGGACGGACUUCGGUGCGACAACCUUCUGAUGUGUUUUCCCAGGCCAAUCUCGCGGGACCCGGCGGAUUGUCCCUUCGAUUAUGUCCGCGUCUUCGACGGACCCACAGAGGAUCAUCCCGUCAUCACGACUCUCUGCGGGCGCGGCCGUCUCAAAUCCAACAUUGUGGCUUCAAGCAGCGAAAUGCUCGUUACGUUCGUGAGCUCUCCUGCCGGGCCCCUGCUCAACACAGGUUUUCAUUUUAAGGCUGAUAGCGUCUACGAUCAAGGCGGUGGCGAAACAAUUCAGCUUCGAAAUGGUGCAUGCAUUAUCGAGCGGAGCGUCUCAUCUACCGUUCAUUCGUACAAUUCGAUCCGAUCGUGGUAUCCUGCCAAUACCUCGUGCCAAUAUCGCUUCACCGCGCCGUUAGGCGAAAUUAUUCAUCUAGAGUUUACGCAGUUCCGCGUCGAGCGAGUAACGUUCUGCGAGGAGGCGAUCCGCAUCUAUGACUCACACGAGCUUGACCCGCGUUUUAUUAUCACGAAAAAUUGUGACACGAACCGGCCUAGGUCCGAGGCACCCCGCACCUUUUACGAGUCUACCUCAAAUAGAAUGCUGGUCGAUUUUUCGUCCACGGUCGGAAGUUUAGAUGGCAGCUCGAUUACGUUCUCGUUUGAAGUCAAACAUGUCAGCGCCAAUAUCUAUGACAACAAGCUGACGCCGAUGAACUGCAAUAAGAAGUUCAAGGUGUCCGAAGGUGACGCCCACUCUCGAGGCAGCUUUUCGCUUGGCUAUAAGGACUUCAUCGAACAUUCGAGACCCGUCGGUUGCAACUAUUCUUUCGAUGCCCGAGAAUGGCCCCAUGGCAGAGUCCAACUCACGAUAAGUGCACCGUUCGAAGUCAAGACGGACAACUGCGACGUCGACUGUCCGGCACACGGGCCAGGUCGAAUUGAAAUCUUUGCCGAGAGCAAACAUGAAAAGACCGUUUGUUUGUGUCGGGUUGGUACGGCUAAAAGCCAUCGGGUUGUCUCGAUCGGGCCGGUCCUUGAUCUCGGCUUGCGCCUCAAGCCGUCACCAGAUUGGCACCGGGUCGCAAAACUUACCCAAAGUGACCGAAUGUUGGAGGUAUCCUAUAUAUUUUACUCGGACACGAGAUGUGGUCCGGAGCGGCUGGGGCUUGAUCUUCAAGGCAGCCUACAUUUCCCACCGUUGGCGCAGCCAAUGACGACGCAUGCAAACCUGCCAGUCGAGCUCGGCCUCGAAAGAAGUCUGCCGCUGUACUGCCGAUGGACGGCCCCUUUGUUAGCAGAUCACGACGUCUCAUUUCGUCUGCAGUUCUUCCAUGCGCUGAGUCAAUAUAGUAACUGUUCGGCGAACUAUCUUCUGAUUGAUGAUGUUGCACUUUGCCCAAAUCCACCGGUCACUCACACGGUUUUACUACGCAGGGAGCACAUCCACGCUGGCUAUGUUCCGCUUGAGUUCCGUUCAAAGGACGGAUCGUCUGCAAAUUUCUCUUUAUGGUGGACACAAGUAAAAAUCCUUCCGACGCCAUCUUCGCCAGAUACACUCGUAUCUCUUUCCAAAGACUGCGAGUUUCUGUGCACGCAGUCGAUGGUAUGCUUGAAAAAGGAACUGGUCUGCAAUGGGGUGCCGAACUGUCCCCCAAGGACGUCGCAGGUGACGAAUCCGAAAAGUGGUGACGAUAACAACGACGACGACAGCAACAGCCCCGCAGAAGCAUACCGAAGCAGUGUAACAUCCGCCGAUGAAGAUCCCAACUUGUGCCAGGGAAUGGCCGCACAACUGCACGUUUACUGGUGGAUUAUCGGAUCGUGUAUUGGAUUGUGUAUCAUAGUCGGAAUGGCUUUCACGAUGACGCUCAUCAGGCGGUGCGUACACGAGCGUCAGUCAGAAGCCAAAGAAGAGGACGUUUUCUGACGACAAGCCAGGCCUCCCCUUCGUGGUGAGGAUCUUGACAAAGUUCUCGAAGAGUGAUCGAAAUUUCCUUGCUUGUGAUUGGUACUUCCUGCAUUUCUUCUCGUCUAGAUUUCCUGCUGCUAGAGAAUACUGAGUGACCCUUUAUCUGUCAUAGCCAUCAUACAUAGGCGCGUGAUAGCCCGUCAACGGCGGAGUCUUGCUGCCACAAGUGACCCAAGACAUCCCUUUCACUAACGCACGCGUUGGAAGUUGAAAUAUGCCACCCUCUUGCGAUCGAAGAGACCUCCUAAAUGGAGAAAACAAAAAAAGACAAAACGCAAGUCAAAAGACUCUGUCUACCUUUAGGUCACGUCGGAACAAGUAUCCAGUUGUCGUAACCUCUACGAAUGAAGACAAACGAAUGGGCGUGCGGUUGUAUGCAGGAAACCGUGAUUUUUUUGAGCUAUUUUUAUCCAUGCUGUCAAUAGGAAUAAAGUACAGAACGAAAUCAUAAUUAUAGCUAGUAAAGCCUGUACCCAACAGCCUUUCGACUUAUGACAUUUUGGACUACCCGAAACAGCAGCCCAAUCUUGCUUCUUUCGUCGGAUGGCGACCCAAAGUUAAAAAAUAGUAGACGUCAAGGGCUAUGACGCGCAAAGAAAUCGGUUGGUUUCUAGCUGUGCGGGUAGAAAAUAGCGGGCGACGCGACAGACAAGCAGUUGAGCUCGACAACCGCUUGCGCGUCGACAGGCUGGAUGGUGCAAGGACGACCGAGUCUCGUCAGGACGGAUGCCAAAAAAGAGACUGGGGUAAACAGGAAUAUCCCUUUGCCCUGCGGUAGAAGCAAGAUAUAAAAAAGCAGAUAAUUUCUGCCGACCAAUUCUUCCCUUUUCUAGACCCUCGGGCAAAGCUCAAAAUACAGGGACGUUGCUGUAUCAGAGAACAGCAGAAGCAAAACCAGGAGCCUACUAUAACAGCAGCGGGCCACAAGGAAGAGACAGCGGACAAGAUACAUAGGAGAAACAAGAAAAUUACAUGCUCCUACUGCUGCGGGCGUUGCUUCGUUUGCUACUGGCGGCAGGCAACCACCCAGCUUGAAACCCUAUGCGGUGGCAAGAGCGGCUCGAACACUGGGAGCCUUAAGGCAAGAUGCGUGAGUAACGCGAGGAAAAGACGACUACUCAGAAACAAGUGGCAGGACACAUAGGAGUUAAAGAAAGAGCAACGAUAUAUUUCAAAGUGUAAAUUACAAUGUUGUUCAAUGGGGGACAAGUUCAUGGCAAGCUAUGCUAUUCGUAAGAAGAUAUAAAGAGCAAUCCGCUUGGGCCAAGGCGAGGGACCAGACCUUUGCCUUGUGCCAUUGUGUUGUCUUAGCUUCUCUGUCUGCUUUCUAGUCGAAGGAGGCACAGUUGUCAGGCAGCAGUGUAAUACGAACAUAUGGGGAAACGUGAGUUAUACUCGCUAGCACCAAAAAGGCGAAAGGGGCAGAUCGUUCUGCCGUUUCUGUUCCUCUAGAACGAUGGGGCUAUUGAGACAUCCAACUAGCUGGGUAACUUGAAGCGGCCUUAGCAAAUCUGCUUCUGCCGUCUAUCUGUUUUGGGCGCUACUCUCAGAGACAACGCUUGACGCGCAUACUUGGCGCGAUAGCACUAUGCUCCACCGGGUUCAGGGCUUUCGGCUCCUACCAGUUGGGCUGAAUCCUAACACAGUGAACACACGAGAUAGUUACACACUUUAUAUUCCAAGCACAGAGAAGCAGAUAUGGAACUGAUCGUUUCUUUAAACGUUAAUUCCGGAUAGACAGUGUAGACUGGCAGCAGCUGGUCAGAGACCACCAGCGAAAAAAAAAAGGCUAGCGACAUAGCGUUCGAACAUAGAGAACUUCGGGGCGACGUAGCAGCGAAGGCCUCCUUCGGUUUUCCCACGUUAGCUUAGCACAAGAUCGGUGGUGGGUAAUCCAGGUAUCCAAGAUUACUACGCGCAUAGUGAAAUGUUCCAAAAACGAAGAUGACGACAGGCGAUGAUAGGCGUCGAGAGUGGCCGGCAAACCUACCGGAAACCAGGGGGCUAAGAGGUAAAAGGGUGGCCCCAGCAGCCGUAGUUCCGUAUAGCGAAGUGAUUUGUCUUGUACAUACUAAAUAGGUGUAGAAGGGGCGCCAAAGAGACAAAGACGUCAAGGUCAGAACGAAAGCAGAGGUGACGUAGCGUAUGACGAAAGAUACCAAAUAAAGUAGAAAGAAGAAAACACGUUAAUAAAAAAGUUGCAAAUGAAUAGGUGACAGGGGCAAAUAUGAAAGUGUAAAGUAUUACUAAAAGUGAAACUGUGAAAAAAAACGUUCUUAGACAACGUACGAGGAUAAGUACUAUUGGGAAUUCUGUGCAGGGGUUAUAAAAAUAAGGUAGUUCGAAGGUAGCUUUUUGAGUACCUUUAGGUUGGUUUAACAGUUCGGGUUUAAAGAAGGCAGGAAUUAAAUGAAAGUAAGCAGCGAGGUCCUGGCUGCUGUGUAUGAGCAGGACUGUGUCACGUACGUGGACUUGAUUUACGUGAACAGAGUGCUGCGUUGAUUUGAGAUGCGGCACCGACGGUGACAAAUUUGACGAACACAGUUCCCGAAACAAACGGAAGAUGUAUUCAAAUUGAGAUUAAUAGCGGAAGGGUCAUGGUGGGUAUCGAGAAAGAUAAUAUAUACAUAGACAGUAUCCGAAACGAAAUGCAAAGAUAUAUUGCUGGUUUGUAUAUAUAUAUACAUGUAGACGUUUCAAUAGAUUCGACCCAGCAACACGAUAACGGUAGAACAAUAACAAGAAUACUAACAACAAAACGAAUAGCAACAAAACAAGUCAAAAUGAUUUUUUUGCGAAAUAAAGCUAUAAAGUUGAUGUCUUUUGUACGUAUUAGCUAUACUUAUUUGACCCAUCUAGGUAAAAAACAGAUGUGUGGAGGUAACAUAUUUACGAAGGAAGUACAAGAUAGGUGUAUUUUUGUUACCGAUUUCACACAACUAGGGACAAUCGUUAAAUAAAGAUGUUAAAUUCUCUCUUGUAUCGUAGUUGGUAAAAAAAAACAUCAGCUUGCAUUCACUAUGUACUAUUAUCAUUCAAAUAUUACACUUAAUAAUAGUUGGAAUCUGUAAAACACUCAGUGUUUUCAGUUAUAAAGCUUUUGGGUCGCUUUAAGCGGAAUUCUACAUAGCCGUUCGCAGUAUUUGUUGACGGUGCAUAAUAAAUAAACUGCUGAAUUU